This is a messenger RNA of Odontomachus brunneus, 903 nucleotides long. Its product is annotated as protamine-like. NCBI's taxonomy places the organism in Eukaryota, Metazoa, Arthropoda, Insecta, Hymenoptera, Formicidae. The record is from RefSeq and is a predicted model, not a curated record. Bases 97 to 495 code for a protein of 132 amino acids. The transcript is spliced from 2 exons.
CUUCAGAUGUUUUCAUACGGGAGACAUUUUCCUUCUUUUUCGGGCAAACGUCAAAUUAUCAAGUAAAAAUUUUACUAAGGAUAGCGACCAAGAAGCAUGGACGACAGCACAUCCGACAAUGGCAGACGUAUCUUUAAUGAACCGAGAAAAGAGAUGGAUGAGCUUAUGGAGGAAAACGAGGACGACGAUGCGAAAACGGUACGACGUAUGGACCGUCGCAGGCGCAGAGCUGAGAGAAGAUCAAAUUGCCAAUGCAGACCUAGAGCCAGAUCCAGGAGACGUAGAAAACGGAGAAUUGUUUCGCAGAAUCCUUUCAUCAUCUUCUAUCUCGAGAUGUACUUCAAGAGUCCCGGCAAACGCGUGGCGGAGGUCGCCCGGGAGGCCGGCAAGAUAUGGUCCAACAUGUCCGAUGAGGACAGGAAACAGUACGUAGAACUGGCCGAAAAAGAGCGUAUGAGGCGAUGCAGGAUGAUGAGAAGGAGAGGUGCACGUUAACGCUGGCAGUGAAACUUAUGGCUGUCGUUAAAUGCUCCGGAAGAAGCUUCAGUAACAAACAACGAUAAAGGAUGUUUAUUUAUUAUGGCAAAAAGUUAAGCCAUAAUUUAUUCUUUUUUUAACUUCGGAUACAAUGCAGCGAAAAACAUGUAUUGAAAAUGACAAAUUCGCUGAAAUAAAUUUUACGUUUUAAUUUAGAAUUUCAAUUUAAAAUUAUAAAUAAUGUGAUAUACAUAUUCCAAUUUAAUAUAAAAAAUAUAAUGUGUAAAUCAUCAUAUGUGUAUCGAUAGCAUACGAUACGUAUAGUUUCCGAAAUUUUAAAGCACCAAGUGUACUGCGCUUGAAAAUGAAAAAGUAUAAUAGAACGAAUGGUUGAAACGAACACGAAGGUCAUAAAAACGGUAUACA